CACAGAGUAAGUAAUAUAUUGUACCAAACAAUGAAACAAAGCUUGUAAACAAAUGGAGUAACGAGUUCUUAAUCUGUGAAACAAAACAUUUAAUUAAAGUUUAUUUUAAAUAAAUGAUAAUAUUAUUGUUACGAUAAAUACCUGCCUAGUGGCUACUGGAUAAUCUACAUAACAAACAUAGCAUAAGAAGCCCGUUGCAAACUUCCUCGAUAAAUUAGUAUUUUUUUAAUUUUAAAUAUGAAUCCUUUAUGAAUGAAUCCGGAUAUUUAACAAAAUAUUCUGAUUAAUAUAAUAAAUAUAUACCUAUUAUUAUUUAUGGGCAGGGAACAAUUUAACGAUGGAAACUAAAGUAGUAUCGGCAUUUUUUACGGUACAAGAAGAGAAAGAAAUAUCUGACGAUUUUAUUAAGAUAAUUGAGAAUUACAAUGAGUCACUCGAUAAUUUUAAGUUACCUGCAACUAUUAAACACGUAUACAAUCCUACUCUCUAUGCCGAAUACCCUUUCAAAUUAUAUGUAAGGAAAUAUUGUAAUACUAAGAAGAAAAUAAUGUUCUUCGGUAUGAAUCCGGGCCCCUGGGGAAUGUCUCAAACUGGAGUUCCAUUUGGAGAGGUAUCAUCUGUCCGUGACUGGCUGGGUAUUGAAGGACCUGUGCAAAAACCUUUUAACGAAAAUGAAGCGCGUCCUAUCAAUGGCUUUAAAUGUACCAGAACUGAGAUUAGUGGCAAAAGAUUUUGGGGAUUAUUUAACAAGUUAUGUGCCAUUCCAGAAAACUUUUUUAAAACUAGUUUUGUGUAUAACUAUAUCAAUCAACAAUGGUUGAAUAGCAAAGGAUGUAAUAUAACACCAGCAGACUUUAAAGUGUCUGAUAUGGAACCUCUGUACAGUAUGGGAGACCGUGUUUUGGCUGAUGUGUUAAGAUUGUAUGAGGUUGAAACUAUUGUUGCUAUUGGAAGAUUUUGUCUAACUAGAGCCCAAAAGACUAUUGGUCAAUAUGCACUUCAAAAUGUCAAGGUUGUAUAUUUGAUGCAUCCAAGCCCACGCGUCGUUAACAAUGGAAAUUGGGAGCAACGAGCUAUAGAAUGCUUAAAAAGUCAUGAUCUUUUAAAAUAUUACACAAGAGACAAUAUCACAUGAACAACAUUACACUUUCUAAUAUAUGUUUUUAAAUUUAUUGAUGGUGUUAAGAAAUGCCAACAUAACACUUUGUUCAUAAUUAUCAAAAAGCAAAAUUAAAAUAUAAAUAUUGCCAUCUAUAUUUUUUUUAAACAAUGUUGAUGUGCCUUUACCUGGUAAGCAAUAAUUGUGCAAGUUAUCGCAGCAUUGAUCGGUAACCCUCUGUUUUAUGUUAAUGUAAUAGCACCGUAUGAGUAUAAUGUGGACACAUUAUACAGAAGCAGUGGUGGCUCAGUGGUGAGAACCUCGGACAUCAAAAUUGAUAAGUCGGGGUUCGAGACCGGGCGAGCGU
Molecule: messenger RNA, 1466 nt
Organism: Zerene cesonia (dogface butterfly)
Lineage: Eukaryota; Metazoa; Arthropoda; Insecta; Lepidoptera; Pieridae
Gene: Smug
Product: single-strand selective monofunctional uracil DNA glycosylase
Exons: 5
Coding region: 338-1135 (265 amino acids)
Biological process (GO): base-excision repair
Molecular function (GO): oxidized pyrimidine nucleobase lesion DNA N-glycosylase activity; single-strand selective uracil DNA N-glycosylase activity
Source: RefSeq, a predicted model, not a curated record